This is a messenger RNA of Branchiostoma floridae (Florida lancelet), 432 nucleotides long. Its product is annotated as neuropeptide Y receptor type 1-like. Lineage: Eukaryota; Metazoa; Chordata; Leptocardii; Amphioxiformes; Branchiostomatidae. The record is from RefSeq and is a predicted model, not a curated record. The transcript has 2 exons. Gene Ontology annotation, cellular component: plasma membrane. Gene Ontology annotation, molecular function: G protein-coupled receptor activity. Bases 1 to 432 code for a protein of 143 amino acids. Gene Ontology annotation, biological process: G protein-coupled receptor signaling pathway.
AUGGAGUACUUGGAGACCCUGAACCUGUCCGAAGCCUCCCUGAACGCCAGCCUGGCGUGGCUGUUUGAGGACGGCUGGGGCGCGGCGGAUGAUGGCUGGGGCACCGCGGCGCCCUUCCUACCCCGGGCGGACCUGCUGGCCGUCAGCGCCGUGUACGGGGUGGUGUUCCUGGUCGGCGUGGUGGGGAACAUCGCGGUGGGCGUGUCGGUGUGCGGGGUGAAGGAGCUCCGCACGGCAACCAACUUCUUCCUGCUGAACCUCAGCGUGGCGGACCUGCUCGUGCUGCUGGUCUGCAUGCCCAUCUCUCUACUGGAGACAUGGGUGCCGUUUCCAUGGCUGCUGGGGGAGGCGCUAUGUAAGCUGACGCCGUUUUUUGAGGUGCUGGUGUUCCAGGCCUCCAUCCUGACCAUGAUUGCCGUGUCACUGAGCUGA